GGAAAUAAUAUGGCGCUUGAUUAUAGAAGGCACGCGGGUCUAUAUUUUUACCAAAAGUUCGUAAUGUGUAGAUGUUAAUAAAUUCCCCAUUAAGCAAAUAAAGAAUUGAUCUAAUACGAUAUCGGGAUUGCCUAACAAAUUGUUAAAAACGAAAGAAAAUAUAAAAACGGUUGACAAAGCGCAAAGUGCUCUUUUCACCACACUGUCAACAAAAUGACAGAAUUGUGGGAAAACAGAAACGCGGAAUAAUAAAACUAAUGGCAAUACAAAAUAAAAUAAAAUUGACUUAAUACGUAUUACUAUCGUCAAAUUGUAAAAAUAGUGCUUGAGAAAAACAAAUAACUUAUUCUCUGGUAUUAGCACAAUUUUGACGAAUGCGGGAACCAAAAUCAAAGGCUGCAGCCAUCGUACGUUCGCAUUAAUAUAAUGACUGAAUUUGAGGAAGGACUAUUCGAGAAACGUUUAGAAGGCUUAAAAGACAGCCAAGAAGGAAUACAGCACUUAUCGACAUGGUGUUUGACCCAUAGAAAAUUUCAUAAGAAAAUCGUAGCUUCCUGGCUAAAUGUGUUUAAAAAAGUGAAUAUUGAACAUAGACUUACACUAUUCUACUUAGCCAAUGAUGUUAUUCAAUAUAGCAAAAGGAAAAAGUAUGAAUUUGUCGAAAGUUGGGCAACUGCAUUACAAAAAGCCACAACGAUGGUCAGAGAUGAUAAAGUCAAAAAUAAAAUACUGAGAAUAUUUCAUAUAUGGGAAGAACGCGAUGUAUAUAAUGAAGAAUACUUGAGUGAUUUAAGAGGGUUAUUAAAUAUAAAGCCCCUUAAAAAAACUCGCAACCCGAUAGAUAUAUCAGAUUUUCAGCAUACGAACAUUGUUGGUAACAUUCGAGAAUGUAUGGCUUUGUCAACUUGCACAGAUAAGAGUUUCAAAAAUAUUCCCAAAGGACCUAAUUAUGAUUCUGAUGAUGUAAAAGUAAAAUUAAGAGAUAAACGAGAUGCUGAUGAUAUAAUAAGAAAUAUUUUACAGUCUAUACAUUGUUUGGAAAUCUAUAACUCUAACUUGUUAAUCGAAAUUAAUAGUAGGAAGGCAUUACUUUCUAAUUUGGAAACAGCUAUUAAGUUCUAUACACAUCAGCGAGGCGAAGUCAAAGUUGUAGUCAAUGCAUAUAAAAACUUUGGAUCUCGAGUAAAACAAGUAAAAAAAAAACUGGACGAUAUAUUACCGAGUUUGUGUAGUCCUAUACCAUCGCCUGAUAUCGAUGCUCCUUCGCCAGAACGAGAUGCAGAUUUGCAAUUACCUGAUGAACAGUCAUCGAUAUCAAUAAAUAUGAUAAAAAGUACAUUUAAUGGAUAUACAAGUUAUUUAGACGGAAAUUUACCAUUUGAUAUAAAUGAUUUCAAAAGUGAUGACAUCGCAUCAAAAACUCCAAGUCAGCCUAUUGAAGUUAUUAGUUCACGUUCUGAUGAUGAAAGUUUUAAUUCAAGUGGUGAAUACUACAAACCGGAACCACUCAGCACUUAUCACAAUCCUAUGCCUGUGCCACCCGUUCAGUCUGAAUACGCAUCACUGGCACGAACACCCCAACAGUAUAAUAAUGCGCAGUAUAGCAGUGGUUACUCACCGCACGUUCCCACAUAUUCAACAAAUAAUUACAAUAAUAAUAAUAGUGAAAGCGGUUCUUAUGGUACCUCAAAUUGUUCAAAUCUUGGAAAACCGCUAAUGCCACCACCUCCGCCAAUACUGUCAACAUCAAGAACAGAUGUAGGGAAUGGUUCACAAACAAAUACUUCAAAUAACUUCAGUUCUUGGAAUUUAUCAUGGACUACAUCGAGCACUUUAGAAACUCCAGUUUCUCCCCCCCAUUUUGAGCGUGAAGCUCAUAGUUCUAAUUCAUCAACCAUUGAAUAUACAGAAAACGAUUCGGAUUUAAUAUCUGUGCAAGAUGUUGACCAUCGCAAAGUUAAUUUAAGUGCCACAGCUAAACUUGCAUUAGGCAAAGAUCCAAAUCGACAGUUAGAUAUAGAUCACAGAAACUUAAUAUCAUUAACAGGAUCACCUAUAUCGAGUGAUGGUGAUAAGAAUUCAUGGCUCUCUGCAGAACAAAGUUUUCAGACAAAUAAAACGGGCGAUAUAGAUUAUCGAACUGGACCAGCAAAAAUUCAGAAGAUGAAUGAAGUCAAUCAUAUAUCCUCUCCCAAUACUUCGCCUACUAAAAUACCUUCAAUUAUUUUAAACUUAAAUAAAUCACCUCCGCAAAGAAGCAAUGCGAGUUCAUCAUCGGAAUCUCAAAAGGAAGAAAUCAGUGCACCGCAUGAUCCAAUUGAUAUGGUUAUUGAUAUGGAUAUGUCAGAUGAAGAUUUGGAUGAAAUUAUAAGAGAAGUAGCUGAACAAAAUAAGCAACAAAUUCCGUUUCCAGAACCAUCAAGUGAAAACGAAGACUUAUUUCAGGAUGUUAAAGAAACUCAAAGUAAUGCUACUGACAACAAUCGUUCAGUAUUAUUAGAAACUCCCAAUGAGUAUGUGCCGCAAAGUAUUUGGAACUCGACUACAGGAAACCAACCGAAUACAUCGAACUACAUGGUCCAAAAUUCAAAUACAGAAAUGCCAUAUCAACAGGACUGGAAUCCCAUGCAUUUGGGUUGGAAUGGUAAUGGAAAUAAUACUGGUGCAAGUACAAGUGUGUGCGUACCGCCACCACCUAGACCACCUUUACCUUUCCAAUUGCAAUAUGGAAACGGUAAUGGGGGGGAAUACGGUAACGAUUACUGUACAGAUUAUGGAUCUGAUGAAUAUAUGGGCAAUGUUAAUGAUUAUGGCUCCGAAUAUAGUAACGGAGUAGGAAAUGGUAUAAAUGAUGGCAGUACUCCACGAGGUCGUGGACGCGGCUGGGUAAACCCAUCACAAUAUCAAUACCGAGGAUAUAGCCCACGUGGAAAUCGCGGCGGUCAGCAUAACGCUAGUCCAUUUGCCUAUCGUGGCAUGCGAAUGAAUAACAACACACCACGCGGCGGUUUCCGCGGUAAAUUUCGGGGAAAUAUAAAUCCGUGGUCAUAGAUGUUAAUAAGUUCAAAAAAAGUCUACAUCUAAAAGAGCAUUAUCCAUUAUUUGCAUAAUUUAUGUAAUACAAAUACGUUCUAAUAUUUUAAAUUAGAUAAUAAAGGUCACUCGAUUAA
This is a messenger RNA of Teleopsis dalmanni, 3170 nucleotides long. RefSeq names its product regulation of nuclear pre-mRNA domain-containing protein 2. The coding region runs from base 427 to 3051 and encodes 874 amino acids. Gene Ontology annotation, molecular function: RNA polymerase II complex binding. The record is from RefSeq and is a predicted model, not a curated record. NCBI's taxonomy places the organism in Eukaryota, Metazoa, Arthropoda, Insecta, Diptera, Diopsidae. Gene Ontology annotation, biological process: mRNA 3'-end processing. Gene Ontology annotation, cellular component: RNA polymerase II, holoenzyme. The transcript has 12 exons.